AUGGCUUCAAAGGUCUCAUGCUUAUACAUUUUGACAGUAGUUUGUUGGGCAAGCGCUCUUUGGUACUUAAGUAUAACUCGUCCUACGGCUUCCUACACUAGUCACAGGCAGUUCAGUAGCGUAUCCAUAGCCAGAAAAAAUGUUUCCUUUGGCAAUAUAAGAACUCGACCUAUAAAUCCACAUUCCUUUGACUUUCUCAUCAAUGAACCAAAUAAAUGUGAGAAGAGCAUCCCUUUCUUGGUCAUUCUUAUCAGCACAACUCACAAAGAGUUUGAUGCAAGGCAAGCCAUUCGAGAAACAUGGGGAGAUGAAAACAACUUUAAAGGAAUUAAAAUCGCCACGUUAUUUCUUCUCGGAAAAAAUACAGAUCCUGUGUUAAAUCAAAUGGUAGAGCAAGAAAGCCAAAUUUUUCAUGACAUUAUUGUUGAGGAUUUUAUUGACUCUUAUCAUAACCUCACUCUGAAAACGUUGAUGGGAAUGAGGUGGGUAGCAACGUUUUGUUCAAAAGCAAAGUACGUUAUGAAGACAGACAGUGAUAUUUUUGUAAAUAUGGAUAAUCUUAUUUAUAAGCUGCUCAAACCUAACACAAAGCCAAGAAGAAGGUACUUCACCGGUUACGUUAUAAAUGGAGGACCAAUAAGAGAUGUUCGCAGUAAGUGGUACAUGCCGAGAGAUUUGUAUCCUGACAGCAAUUACCCACCCUUCUGUUCAGGCACUGGCUACAUUUUUUCAGCUGAUGUAGCAGAACUGAUUUACAAAACCUCCCUUCAUACCAGACUUCUUCAUCUUGAAGAUGUGUACGUUGGACUCUGUCUUCGGAAGCUAGGCAUUCACCCGUUCCAGAACAGUGGCUUCAAUCACUGGAAAAUGGCCUACAGCUUGUGCAGGUACCGCAGGGUGAUCACAGUGCACCAGAUAACACCAGAAGAAAUGCACAGAAUUUGGAAUGACAUGUCGAGCAAGAAACAUCUUAGAUGUUAAGAUUUUUACAGAUGUAAAUACCUCUUUUUUUAAAAAAAAAAUUUGGUUUAGUCUGGUUAUUUUUUGAAAAAGUGAUCUGCUGAUUUACAGGUUAAACUGUGGGAUAUUAACUGUGAGGAUUUUUAAUGACUGAUUUUUCAUUCUUAUUUUGACUACUGGUUUAUAGACUUCAGGCUCUUUUCAUAAGGACAUUAUACCAACUGAAAGGAUCUAGAGUCAAAUCUCAGAUUUUGUGUAUUAACAUCUCUCACACAU
Molecule: messenger RNA, 1236 nt
Organism: Merops nubicus (carmine bee-eater)
Lineage: Eukaryota; Metazoa; Chordata; Aves; Coraciiformes; Meropidae
Gene: B3GALT1
Product: UDP-Gal:betaGlcNAc beta 1,3-galactosyltransferase, polypeptide 1
Exons: 1
Coding region: 1-981 (326 amino acids)
Cellular component (GO): membrane
Molecular function (GO): N-acetyl-beta-D-glucosaminide beta-(1,3)-galactosyltransferase activity
Source: RefSeq, a predicted model, not a curated record